AUGCUGCUAGCCUCGAGGAGAGGUGCGGGAGGGAGGCCAGUAGUAGUGGGAGUGGGAUGCAGUGCUGGGACGCUGCCACCAUCACGAGCGGGCGCUCCGCCCAAUCAGAAUUAUUCGUGGCCCGCCAAAGGUCACAUUCCGUUUCGGCGGCGGAAACUCAAAGCUGCCGCCAUUCGCUCGAGGCCCUCCAUCCCUCGUUUCCCACCACUACUACCGUCACUCGUAUACACCGCCCCGGCUGAUGUUGGUCACUGCCUAGUACCGUUUCUACUGGUCCGCUAUUCGCUUUCCCAAGCAAUCGUCCUCAGCCACGAGACAACGUUCAGUCACUGCGUUGAACUUGAACAGAACGGCAGCAACCACGUACUAUCCAGUGGGAGAAGCCACAAGGUACUUUUAGUAACUAGUAGUAGUAGACCUCCGCAGAAGUGGGAGGUCCAGCGCUGUGCGCGUCAUCGCAGACUCACAACACGCGGCGUGUUAAAAGCUCCUUUCAACGGCGAUGUCGGAACUCCGGACAAACAUAAUUCCGAAACGGCACUAACCUCAUUCCGCCUAUCAAGUUUGUCUCAAGCCAAACCGACCUCACACGCCUGA
Messenger RNA from Exophiala dermatitidis NIH/UT8656, 597 nucleotides. RefSeq lists its product as uncharacterized. Bases 1 to 597 code for a protein of 198 amino acids. The transcript has a single exon. Lineage: Eukaryota; Fungi; Ascomycota; Eurotiomycetes; Chaetothyriales; Herpotrichiellaceae. The record is from RefSeq and is a predicted model, not a curated record.